Prunus mume (Japanese apricot) is the source of this 1046-nucleotide messenger RNA. RefSeq names its product ras-related protein RABC2a-like. NCBI's taxonomy places the organism in Eukaryota, Viridiplantae, Streptophyta, Magnoliopsida, Rosales, Rosaceae. The record is from RefSeq and is a predicted model, not a curated record. Gene Ontology annotation, molecular function: GTP binding; GTPase activity.
GACAGGCUUUUAUAUUUUCUGUUUUAUUUUUUUUGGUGAGUGUAAUUAAUUGAGCAUCAAGAAUGAAGGGUUCUUCACCAAAAGCAGGAAGCAACAAUUAUGAUUACUCUUUCAAGAUUUUGUUGGCUGGUGAUUGUGGUGUUGGAAAGAGCAGUCUUCUGCUCAGCUUCAUCUCCAACUUUGUACAAGACCUGUCUCCCACCAUUGGUGUGGAUUUCAAGAUCAAACAGCUUUUAGUUGGUGGGAAGAGAUUGAAGCUUACAAUAUGGGACACAGCUGGACAGGAGAGGUUUGGAACAGUUAUAAGUUCUUACUACAGAGGUGCACAUGGAAUUAUUCUUGUGUAUGACGUGACACGGCGAGAAACCUUUACAAAUUUGUCGAAUAUCUGGGCAAAGGAAGUAGAGACGUACUCCACUAAUCCUGAGUGUAUCAAAAUUCUAGUUGGGAAUAAAGUUGACAGGGAAAAUGAGAGGGCUGUAAGUAGAGAAGAGGGAAUGGCUCUUGCACAGGAGCAUAAAUGUCUGUUUCUUGAAUGUAGUGCUAAAUCUAGAGAAAAUGUUCAACAAUGUUUCAGAGAUCUCACAUUGAAGAUGCUGGAGGUGCCAAGUUUACUGGAAAGUGGAUCUGUAGAUGUGAAGAGACAAAUUUUGAAGCAGAAACAAGAAGACCAGAUGCCUUGCAGUGGUAAUUGCUGCUCUCAAUGAAAAUGUUAGAAAACAACAGCACAAGAAUUGGUGUGUAACGACAGUUCGGCGGCCUAUGCUCUUCAGAGGGCUUUUCUAAAGAAAUUGUCAUCACUUCCAUUACAAUUUUAGCAACUAUGGGUUCAGAAACAGUCCUGGUUGUUUCUAAGUUGAAUUUAGCUUACUCAGAAGGUGUUAAGAGUUUGCUUAGGGUAUUUCGAAAAAUACACAUUACAGGUACUGGUUGUAUAAACAAUAUAAACAGAGGCCCUGUGUGACUAUCCAUAAAUCUCUGUAAAUUACAAAAAAUGUACAGGAACUGCAUAAAUACAGAAAAUGGCUUCGAUGUACACACAAAAA